GUGCACACCCACCUGCGGGUAGGUGGGAGGAGUGGGAGUGUAUAUAUGAGCCACAGGUCUGAGGGAGCUUGUCUGCAUCCUGCAACGCUCUUGAGAGAUUCUGAAGUGAUGACUUCCUUCUCCAGUCGCAGUAGUUUCUCCAGCAGGGGAGGGGGUGUGGUCACCCUGGGAGGCUUUGGGUCCUCAGCUGGGUUGUCCCGGGCUGGGACAGGCAUGUCGGUGGUGUCCCACCGAAGUGGGAGUGUGUAUGGUGGGGCAGGGGGCAAGGGUACUCGCAUAUCCACCGCCUUGUCCACCAGUGGGGGAAAGCUGAGCUCCUCGGGUGGGGGGUUCGGCUACGGCUUUGGCUCCGGAGGUGGAGGUGGAGGUGGAGGUGGGUUGCUCCUCAGCGCCUUCUCUCUGGAUGCUGGAGAUGGGGAUUCCAUUUCCAUCACUGAGAAGCAGACCAUGCAGAACUUGAACGAUCGACUGGCCAAGUACCUGGAGAAGGUGCGCACCCUGGAGGCAGCCAAUGCCAAGCUGGAGGCGCAGAUCCGAGAGUGGGGCAUCGGCCGCACCAAAGUCAGCACCCGCGAUCUCAGCGCCCACCAGAUCGCCAUCGAUGAGCUUCGCAGCAAGAUCCUGGCUGCUGCAGCUGUGAACCUCAAUAUAACGCUUCAGAUUGACAAUGUCAAACUGGCUGCUGAUGACUUCAGAAUCAAGUAUGAGAAUGAGGUGGGUCUGCGUCAGUACGUGGAGGCUGAUAUUGCUGGCCUGAAGAAAAUGCUGAGUGACCUGUCCCUGGCUAAAAGUGACCUGGAAUUGCAGCUGGAUGGUCUGAGAGAAGAAAUCGCUUACCUCAAGAAGAACCACGAGGAGGAGACCCUGUCCUACCGUACCCAACUGACUGGGCAGGUGCAAGUGGAGGUGGAUGCUGCCCCUGCUUUGGACCUGAAUGUUGUCAUCGCUGAGAUCAGGGAGCAAUACGAGGCCCUUGUGGCCAAGAAUCGCAGGGACGCAGAGCUCUGGUUCAAGAACAAGUCAGAGGUGGUGCAGCGGGAGAUGAAGAGCAGCGCAGAGGUUAUACAGACCAGCAGCAUGGAGCUGAAGGACGGCCAGAACACUGUACGCAAUCUGGAGCUGGAGCUGCAGUCCUUAAUCUCCAUGAAGGCCUCUCUGGAGGGGAAUCUGGCAGAAACAGAGGCCCGCUUCUCCGCCCAGAUGGUGAGCCUGCAGGCUAUGGUGACGAGCAUGGAGGCCCAGCUGAUCCAGCUGAGGGCCGACACUGAGCGCAGUGCCCAGGAAUACCAGGCCCUUCUAAGCAUCAAGACGCGGCUGGAGCUGGAGAUCGCAGAGUACAGGAGGCUGCUGGAGGGACAAGAUUUGUCUUCAUCAUCAACAAUUACUAAGAAGGUGAUCACUGUGGUUCAGGAACUGGUGGAUGGGGUAGUAGUGAACUCUUCUACCUCAACCAACACCGCCAUCGUUGAGCAGGAAGCCCCUGCCAUACCUCACCUGGAGGCAGAGACGAGAAUUGAAGAGAGAAGCUCUCCAAUCCCACCAGAGUAUUCCUCUGAGAAAUCAGUUGUCAUUGAAGGCUCAGAAGAUGAUUUGUCCUCAACAGCAACAGUUACAAAGAAAGUGGUCACUGUGGUGCAGGAGCUGGUGGAUGGGGUGGUAGUGAACUCUUCCACUUCAACCACUUCCACCAUCAUCGAGCAGGACGCUCCCACCAUAACCCUCCUUGGGGAAGAGGCAAGAAUCGAGGAGAGAAUCUCUCCAAUCCCACCAGAGUAAUCCUUUCCCCCCUUUCUCAGAGUCUUUAGCCAAACCAUGGAGAGCCCAGCCAGCUCCUUCCAUGGGUCAGUCAUAGUUCACAAAUUUAUGCAACAAUUGGAUGACCUCCUUGUCCACAUCGAACCAGUUUCUACUUUGCUUCCUGUUCAUUUUGAAAGUAUACAGAUCACACAGCACUCUCAUAUACUGUAUUUAGCCCAC
Molecule: messenger RNA, 1977 nt
Organism: Megalops cyprinoides (Indo-Pacific tarpon)
Lineage: Eukaryota; Metazoa; Chordata; Actinopteri; Elopiformes; Megalopidae
Product: keratin, type I cytoskeletal 13-like
Exons: 9
Coding region: 46-1776 (576 amino acids)
Molecular function (GO): structural molecule activity
Source: RefSeq, a predicted model, not a curated record